Messenger RNA from Scaptodrosophila lebanonensis, 8975 nucleotides. RefSeq names its product E3 SUMO-protein ligase RanBP2 (gene Nup358). The record is from RefSeq and is a predicted model, not a curated record. NCBI's taxonomy places the organism in Eukaryota, Metazoa, Arthropoda, Insecta, Diptera, Drosophilidae. The coding region runs from base 238 to 8847 and encodes 2869 amino acids. Gene Ontology annotation, molecular function: GTPase activator activity; protein binding. The transcript is spliced from 6 exons. Gene Ontology annotation, cellular component: nuclear pore; cytoplasm. Gene Ontology annotation, biological process: intracellular transport.
AGUCUCAUAUUAUAUUGCAUUAUUCUGGAAAACGACUAAAUUGACAAUCAAUAAUAUCAAUUCGAUUGAAUAAAUUAAGUGUUUUAUAGCAAGAGAAAAUAAUAUAAGUGCAAGCUCGCCGCUUGCUCGUCUGUUCAUGACGAGUGAAUGUAAAAACGAAGCGCCGACAAGCACAUUUUUGCAACUAAAGCAAUUACCAAAUUGAAGGUGACAAAUAGAAAACCCAAAGACAUUAAAAUGUUUACAACUCGAAAGGAAGUGGACGAUCACGUCCACAGGAUGCUCAGCAAGUUGCCGUUCGGCUCUGAACGCGAUAUCAAAGGACUGACUGUGGCCAAGCUCUACAAUAAAAUUGGGGAGUAUCCUAAGGCCAUUGAAUACUUAAAUUCCUAUCUGAAGAUCAAGGACGAGCCCUUGGCACACAAAUUAAUUGCGCAUUGCUAUAAGCUGCUGAAAACGCCCGAUCGAAACAAAGCGCUACACCAUUACCAGCGCUGCAUUCAGCUGAGUCCACGGCAGGUGGAUGUGAUUAAGGAGGCCUGUCAGUUGCUUCUAGAUGACGAGAAUAGCAAAGGAGGCGUUUACAGUGACGAAAAAGCCAAAUACUGGUGCGAGUUGGCCACCAAGGCUGGUUUGGCCGAAAACGAUUUGGUUUACGCUCUAAAUAGCAAGCUCGCGCUCAAGGAACAUAAAGGCGGAGGUGGCAGUGCAGCAAAUAACGGCGAGGAGCAUAGCAUGGAGAUGCUGCUGCUUAAGGAGAUACAGUCACGGCCACAGGAUAUGUCAGUGCGUGUCCGCCUGUUGCGAAACUAUGUGGAAAAGCGUAAGCUGGAUGAUGCCUUCACCUACAUCCAAAAAAUAGAGCACGAAAUGAACACUUCAGGUGCGAGCAGCGAUUGGCACAAUGCCGUCUGGAUGGUGCUCAGCAAAAUUGAGCAAAUUAAGGACACGAAGCGGGAUUGGGCCUUCUGGCAAAUUACACUACACACACUCGAACGUCUCAUCUAUUUAAGUUUGGGUGGUGACGAUGGCAACACGGGCAUAAGCCUCCCAGAGUCCAGUGGCAUUCUAUUCAAGUUUGACCAGUAUCUGCACAAAUUUAGUCUGAACUUGGAGCGUCGGCCGCAGGAAACGCCGCAAAAUGAGCUCCAAAACUACUGUUUGGAACAUUAUGUCGGCCAAUUGCUAUUGCAUGCCGCCACAUUGCUUAUCAAGCGUGAGCUGUUGAGUAAUAAAAACAAAUGGCGCGACACGAUGCGGAAUGUGUUGCCAUUGCUCUUCCUCGGCUAUCAAAUAAAUACAAUGGGCAGCAAGUCGAAUCAUUGGAUAAAACACUGCGAAAGCAGUGCCAGAAAAUUGAUAGAACAAUGGCGUUUGGAGGGCGCCUUUCGAAGAGCCCAAUUGGGUCGCACGCUGUUUGGUUGCGUGCAGGAACAACAGAGCGCCACCGUAGGCCAGGAGAACCAGUCGGAUUUCAAUUUAAUCGAAUGCUCGCAGCCCACAGGACUCUGGCAGAACAGCGAUGACAUACUCUCCUUUGUACGUCAGAUAUGCCUGGAAAAGACCUGGCGCCGUCAGCUGUUCCAAACACUCUUUACACACGCCGAGCAAAAGCUGAAAGAACAGAGCUCCAUGCUCGUCCACUACGCGCGCCUCCAAGAACCGAUGUACACUUGGCCGUCUUUGGCAGAGGUUGAGGCCAAUGAGCAGCAGGCACUGGCACUGAGGCCCCAAUCCCUCUCACAUCAUGUUUAUCUGGCCAUGUGCAGUGAGGAUCUUGUGGAAGCGCCACGUAUCACCUUUUAUGAGGGCAUGCCCGAGGACUGCAAGCAGAAUUUGAGCUAUUGCGGUCCCGAUUCGCUGUCUAAAUUGGACUUGGACACGUUUCUAUAUGCCGUUGUGCUGCAGUCCCAACGUAAGCUAGAAGUGCAACGCGCAAACUAUGAUAGUUACAAUGUAGGCAGUCGGAGUGCUACCGCCAAACCGCACAUGCUGCCCUUUGUGAACAUUGCCGCCCAACUGGCCACCGAUGAACAACUGAACUGGUGGACUCUGGCGUACAAACUGCACACGCAUGCCGCUCUCGAAGGUAAUCGCGCCGAGCAACGCACGAUACUUCAGUAUGGUCUGGAAGCAGUGCGUGGCAUCAAUGGACCUCGUGCCGAUCUCUACAUUAUAUUCCGUUUGGGUCAGUUGCUGGCGGUUCGCGCACAAGGUGUCGUGCACGCCGCUGCCCCGGAACGUGUCAGUUUGGAGGCACGCGCUGAGUCGCUCUACCUUCAAGGCUUUAACAUGUUGAAGCGCGAGCAUAUGCAACAAUUUGAGCCCUUGGUGCGAUACUUCAAAUACGCCAAUUCGAAUGCAACUUCAGUCAGGAAGCUUGUGAAUAGCGCCGCCGAAGGAGCAAUUUCCUUUUUGAGCAGCCGCUAUUUCAAGGUGGGAAAAUACGAGGAGUUCAUCGAUGAGAUGCGUGGUCUUAACCUGCCGAUGGCGACAUACAUGCAAGCCGAGGCUUAUCGCAUACUCGAGGACUGUAGUCGCACGCCUCGCGUCUCGCGCUCCCGUUUCCUCGAACGUCGACAGGAGUGUCUGCAGCAGACCCAACAGCUCCUGCGCAACGACACAGACCAUCCGCUCAGCUCGUUGAUUACGAGUGAGCUAAUGCGCACCUAUCCAGUCGGCAUUGGCUCCAACACGCGCUUCAGUCUGGGCAAAAACGACUUGGACCCGUACGGUUCGGAUCCACAUAACAAUUCCAGUGCUUAUGAGGACGCUGAGGAUGAUUUCUAUGCGGCUGCCGCACACCAAGUCGCUUCAGUGCCCGCGCUCAAUCGCUCGAAACGUGCUCCAGAAACACCGGUCAACCAUGAGCUUGAGCAGUCUGUCAAGCAAAUGAACAAAGAAUUGUGUGUUUUUAAAGAGGAUGUGGGUGGGAAUAUGGAGGCCAUGCGAAAUGACAUCAAAAUUCUAACUGAGAAAUUUGCCAACCUGGAGGAACUACUCAAGAAGUGUCGCAUUAGUCGUGAAACUCCCACUCGCGAGGUAGAUGCGGCAGCUGCCGCUGCGGCUCUCGGUCUCGAUGAUCUCUUCAUUAUUGACGAGACUUUGGAACAACAACAGCGCGAACAGCAGCAGCAUCAACAACAACAACAGCAAUUGGCGGCGGUCUCCCAACCAGCUCCUAUCCAUGCAAUGCCCCCGUUUGGUCCCGGCUAUUUCAACAGUCCGCAUGUAACGCAAGAUCGAUUCUUCACACCAGCCAGCGCCACUCCUAAUGCCUUCAACAGUCCUAUUCCCUAUAAUCAGCAGCAGCAGCAACAAAUCUACAAUUAUUAUCAAUAUAUGCGCCCAUCUCCGGCAACGCAAGGCCUGCCGCCAAAUAUGCCGCCCGCCAAUCUUUUUGGUCCCCGCGGUCCGAACUACGGAAUGCCUAGUAUUUAUCCGCCGAAUGGCGGUACUUUCAUCGAUAAUUAUGGUAUGCCGCCUGCAGCUCCACCAAUUUUGCCGCAGCAGCCACUACUGCCACCAGUGGCGCCGGUGGCACCUGCAACCACACCAACAUUAGGCGUACCCUUAGGUCUGGGCGAUGGGAAGACGAGUUUCUUUAACAGCUCACCAUUUGCAGCAGCAGUCUCAACACCGACAGCAGCACCGCAGACCAGUGUGCAACCGCAGCCACAAUUACCGGCAGUCAAACCAGCUGUUCCACAACAAGUACAGCCACCAGUACCCGCGGCCACAUCAGUGUUUAAUCGCGUCUUAAAUAAUCAGCCAGUGGAAAAGGAACCGCCGGCCAAUGUGGUGAUCACUAAUUCAGAUCCGUUGCCCAAGCCUGGGCUAGCUGGCUCCAAUGUAGUAGCUGUGCAGCCAACACUAAGCGUAACGAUACCGUCGCAGCAUAUUAAGCCAAGUGUGGUGCCGGCCAGUGAACCACCACCAACCACUGCACCCAUAGUACCCAGCGCUUUGCCCACGAGCGGAUUCAGUUUCAAUUUUGGCGAUGUCGGUCAAAAGGCGACUGCCAAUACUAACAGUGGUACCAACUUCUUCAGUGUUUUCCCGAGCCAAGCUGGCACCGGCGCCACCAACUCGGUGACUACACCAUUUGGCAGCUCCUUCACUAAUGCGUCACCACCAGCUGACAGUACUACCUUCUCUUUCAAGAAUCAAGUGGCUCAAGCUGUGGCUCAGAAGGAAAAAGAGGAAGCUGAGACCAAAACCACUCCCCAGAACGACAGCACCAACAGUGAUCUAAACAAAAGCUUCUGCGCAGAUGGCUCUGCAGAGUUGGACUAUGAUCCGCGACCAGAUUUUAAGGGCAUCAUUCCAUUGCCUGAUGAAAUCGAUGUACGCACCGGUGAGGAGGAUGAGGAGAUUAUGUUCAGUCAUCGCGCUAAGCUUUACCGUCAUGCUGAAAAAGAAUGGAAGGAUCGUGGUACUGGUCUUAUUAAAAUAUUAAAGGAUAAGUCUGGUUCGUGUCGUAUUUUGAUGCGUCGCGAUCAGACACACAAAAUAUGCGCCAAUCAUAAGAUCAACAAGGAAAUGAAUUUAACCACACCCGUACAGGAUAAGGAAGCCAAAUCCUUUAUUUGGGUAGCCAACGAUUUUGCCGAUGAGGAACUACGCCUAGAGAAAUUGUUAGUGCGGUUUAAGCAGGCAGAUACAGCUGCCCAAUUCAAGAAGGCCUUCCAAGAGGCAAGCGGUGCAUCGGACGUGGUUGACAAUAAUAAAGGACAAACUAAUGGUGAAGCACCAUUGGCGGUGACAAAACCAUUUGCGCUUUCCAAGAGUACAGCCGUCACGUUUGUGACCAGCACACCUGCUCACAACAAUGCUAGCAGUGGUGGUACUGUGACAACAACAACCAAUGCUCAACAAGCGGACAACAAGGAAAAGAGCACCCCCGCCGAAGUCACAAGUACCGUGUCCAAGACUUUGUUCGGAGGCAUAAAUAUGAAAGCUGCUGUGGCCGCCACUACCACCACCUCAGGUAGCAACGCGACCUCUAUUGUCAGCACCACACCAACCACCAGCACCUCCACAACGGCAGCGACUUCAGCUGCAUCAUCGCCGUUUGCAAACUUUUCCUUUACCAAUAUGAACGCCAAGAAUGGUGCUUCGCCUUUCGGCAUAUUAACAUUUGGAACCACAUCGACAAUGUCAUCUUUCCUUAAUACGGACACCGUAGCUGAGCAAAACAAAUCAGCCAACGAAGUAGCGACUACACAGAGUGCGGAAGAUGCGGAGGAAUAUGAGCCAACAGCUCAGUUCACACCUGUCAUACCACUGCCGGAGCUAAUCGAAGUGGUUACCGGUGAAGAGCACGAAGUGGUGCUUUUCGAGCAUCGUGCCAAGUUGUUGCGUUUCGUCAAGGAGAGUGGGGAGUGGAAGGAGCGUGGCCUUGGCAACAUUAAGCUGCUACAGGAUCGCGACAAUGUGAAUCAGGUGCGUCUGGUAAUGCGUCGCGAGCAAAUCCACAAGCUAUGCUGUAAUCAGCGUUUGCUUAAGAACACCAAAUUUAAUCCGGCUAAAAACUCCAAAGUGGCUCUCACUUGGGCUGGUCAGGACUACUCGGAAGAGGAGCUGAGCACAGAGCUACUGUGCGUGCGCUUUAAAAACGCGGAGAUUUGCGAACAAUUCCACAAUGCUGUGUUAAAAGCUCAGGCUGCUAUGAGCGGUGAUGAUGAUGAACCCACUGAAACGCAGUCGGCGGCAUCACAGGAGCAGAAAGUGAAAUCAGAAGCGAAAGAAGCCGUAAAACCCGUAGUUAACGCAGAACCCAAGAGUUUCGGCGAUGCUUUCAAGCCCAAGGCUGGCUCCUGGCAAUGCAGUGGUUGCUAUACCACCAACGAUGGCACCCAACUUUAUUGCCUCUGCUGUGAGGCACCCAAGGACUCAACAGUGCCACCUAAGCAAGCAAGCUUGCAGACAGGGGGUGCCAUCAAUCUAAGCACCAGCAGCGCAGGAAAGUUCACAUUUGGCUUUCCGAGCGGCACUAAUAAUGCAAACAUAACCACCAGCACUGAGCCGAAGCCAUUUAGUUUCGGUUCGACAAAACCUGCGGAGAAAACUAGCAUCACCAACGUGGUUAGCACCACCAAUACCACCAAAACCACCACCGCCAGCGGCGGUUUUGGCGAUGCUUUUAAGCCAAAGGUUGGCUCCUGGCAGUGCGAUGGUUGCUACACCACCAACGAUGCCACUAAGGACUAUUGCAUUUGCUGCGAAGCGCCUAAGGAUGCGACAGUGCCACCCAAAAAAGAUAAUCAAUUGUUGGGAGGCACUGGUUUGCAGCUGCCUGCCACCACCAAGUUUACAUUCGGCUUUGGAGCACCAACGACCAGCACUUCCGACACCGCAAGCGUCGGCAGCACCGGAACAAUUAUGAAUAAUCUUUCGUCCACUUCAGUGGUGACGAGCAGUAUUUUCGGCGCUCCAUUGACCAGUUCAAAGAGUGAAGGCACCACCACCACCACCGCAACGCCCUUUGGUUCCAGUUCUUUCAAUUUCAAAGCACCCUCACUUCCAUUGACAAGCAGCACGCCAGCCUUGGGCUCCAAUACCUUUAGCUUCUCCAUGAACAAGGCGUCUGGAACGCAGCAACCAAAGAGUCCGUUGGCCGCUGAUGCUGAUGCAACCAAUACUGGCGAUGAUGAAUUGCAUGAAGAGGUGGAGGAAGAGGAAAACAACGCCUACUUUGCGCCCGUUAUUCCCCUACCUGAUAAGGUUGAUGUUGUAACUGGCGAGGAGGAUGAGGAAGUGCUCUAUAAACAUCGUGCGAAGCUUUACCGUCUGACCGAUGGCGAUUGGAAGGAACGCGGGCUUGGCGAUGUAAAGAUACUGCGUCACAGAAAAAAUAAAAAGCUGCGCGUGGUUAUGCGACGAGACAAAGUCCUAAAGACUUGCCUCAAUCAUAUACUGAAUUCUAGUGUAACAUACAAGGCGAAGGAUGACAAGUCCUGGUUGUUUGUGGUGCAUGACUUUAGCGAGGGAGAGAACGUUCUCGAACGCUUUACAUUGCGUUUCAAGAAUGCUGAUGUGGCGAAGGGCUUCGUUGAUGCCAUUAAGAGUGCUCUAAACGGAACAGCGCAGCCUAUAGCGGACGAUGAGGAUGCCUCCACGAACACCACCGAAGACUCUCUGUGCAGCGCCAACGUUUCCAUAUCCAACGACCUCAAAGCACUCGCCGAUAAAUUGAAAUUGGAUUAUGACUUUUUCACCAGCGAAACAAAGUGUCCAGGCUGUCGUGGCUGUGAUCCUGACAAAUUCAAUUAUGGAUCAGUCUCUCCAACCACAGCAACAAAUGUGUCCGCCUUGCCACUUGUUUUGCCAGCUUUACAAAUACCGGCGCCGCCAUCAACAACUCCAGAAAGUCGUUCAGUACUCAAGCCUGCCGCCUUUUCGCCUGCCACAACUCCAAAUGCCAAGAGCUUCAGCCUCUUCGGCUCUGCUGCUUCGGCAAAUUCCACUACUGUGGCACCUGGGACACCUACAACAGCAACAACAACGUCAGCGCCCAAGACGGAUGCUGUGAAUUUCUCGUUUACAAACGCAUUCAAUGCAUCACAGGAAGUCAAGACGCCAUCCAGUGGAGGUUUCCUCUUUGGUAACACAGAAAAAUCCGUCUUUGGUCGGGCGUGCUUUGGCAACACAACAAGUCAACAGUCGAUUUUUGGCGGCAACAACUCUACGGCUUCUGACAGUAACAGCACUAUGAAUAUUUUCGGUGGAGCGUUGAAUAAGAAGAAUGAAGUUGCUACAACAAAUCAAACAGAAACGAAGAACGCUACCGAAAACAGCACAAAGUCAAUUUUUGGCUCAUUUAAUACAAAUGUAGGUUCAGGAAACUCCCUCUUCUCUGGUGGCAAUAUUUUUGGUGGUAGUCCCAAUACCAAUGCCAGCCAAGGCAAUUUUUUGUUUGGCUCGGCUGCCAACGCAACUCCGACGCCAACGUUUGGAAGUGUUGCGGCUAAGGAACAGACUACGAUUACGUUUUCUGAUUUAGCCAAUAAAAAGGAAGUCAUCGAUGAUGUCAAGGAGAAUAAGGAAAACAAUAACGCCAAUGUUAAGCCGACGGCUUCUGUGCCACCAGCAAAUAGUUUCGCAACGUUAGCAGCCAAGGCAAGCGAAAACAAUAAUACUGGAAAUGCGACACAGACGAACACGUUCGCUGAUCUGGCGGCUAAGGCGGGCGACGAUUUUGCUACCUUGGCUGCUAAGAGUACUGCGAGUCCGAAUGCGUUCCAGAAGUCUAGUACUGGCGGCUUUUUCGGACUGACUCAUCAGGACGCAUUCAAGAGUUUUUCAUCGCCGGCAUUUAACGACAGCGCCAAGAAUAAAUCCCUAGGUGGUAAUAAUAAUGAUGCCAGCAAUACUGAAGACGCAACCGAUGAGAACUAUGAUCCUCAUUAUGAUCCCAUAAUUGCAUUACCCGAUGAAAUUGUAGUUUCCACGGGCGAGGAACAUGAGACGAAGCUGUUUGGCGAGCGAGCAACACUCUAUCGUUUUGAUAGCGAUCUAAAGGAGUGGAAGGAACGCGGUGUUGGAGAACUAAAGAUAUUAAAGCAUAACGACCUAAAAACUUGCCGCAUGGUUAUGCGACGCGAGCAAAUCCACAAAUUGGUAUUAAACAUGCAGAUUGUGGAACGAUUCAAGGUUGACUACAUGAACAACAACAAAAAGAGUUUUGUGUGGGCGCAUUUAAACUACGCCGAGUCUAGCGAAGGCAUUUUGGAGCGCUUGGCAUGCCGUUUCAGGAAACAGGAGUCUGCGGAUAGUUUCCUUGAGGUUAUCAACUCAUGCAUACCGAAGGGCUCUUCGUCGGAUGGUUCCACAUAUGAUGUCUAGAUGCGCCUGGAUUAUAUAAUUACACAAGAAUUACGUACGUUAAUUUAUAGCAUCUAAAAUUAAAUGUAGCAUGUAUUGAUUGUUGUAUCCUUGCAAAAUUACACGGAAUAAAGAUACUUUGAAAAAGG